Molecule: messenger RNA, 522 nt
Organism: Aegilops tauschii subsp. strangulata
Lineage: Eukaryota; Viridiplantae; Streptophyta; Magnoliopsida; Poales; Poaceae
Source: RefSeq, a predicted model, not a curated record
AUGGCAGCGACGCACGCGCCAGCGAGGAGGCCGGAGUGGAGCUGGGCAGGGGAGGGCGACGAGCGUGGCGCAGGCGGCGAGGGGAGCGGCACUGCGCGCGGGCAGCACAGGCAGAGGUGGGACGCAACGGCGGCGACGAGCGGCUGCCCUAGGCAAGGCCGUGGCCGGAGCGGCGCGUGGUCGGCAGCGAAGCAGCGAGCAGGGGCCGCGGCAGGAGAGCCCGGGGGCGCGGUGGCGUGGAGCAUGCGACGGACGAGGCCACCGCGGGCGGCGGUGCGAGCCACGGUGCGGGCGCACGAGCGCGCGGGCUUCGGCGCGUGCAGGCGCGGCCAGGAGCAUGGGGGAAGCGCGCGGGCAACGCGAGGGAGCAGCAGUAGCGGCAGUGUUGUCGCGGCGACGGGCGUGCACGGGACGCACACGUGCGGUGGCCACAGCGACGAGGGCGGGGUGCGCGACCGCGCGCGCGCAGUGCGGGCAGGCGGCAAGCCGCAACUGCAGAGGAAGGGAAGCUACGGUGGCUAG